Conger conger (European conger) is the source of this 1101-nucleotide messenger RNA. RefSeq names its product protein kinase (cAMP-dependent, catalytic) inhibitor gamma (gene pkig). NCBI's taxonomy places the organism in Eukaryota, Metazoa, Chordata, Actinopteri, Anguilliformes, Congridae. Gene Ontology annotation, cellular component: nucleus; cytoplasm. The coding region runs from base 195 to 431 and encodes 78 amino acids. The transcript has 3 exons. Gene Ontology annotation, biological process: negative regulation of cAMP-dependent protein kinase activity. Gene Ontology annotation, molecular function: cAMP-dependent protein kinase inhibitor activity. The record is from RefSeq and is a predicted model, not a curated record.
CUCCGCCUAUGAAGGAUGGUUUCCAAUAUCCAGUCUGAGUUGCGGUUGAGACGGAGCGGAUCCCUCCCAGAUGUUGCCAGGAAAACGGGCAACUUCUCGGCCGUCGCUUCUUUGAGAAGCAGCUCUCGUUGAAAGUAGUGGAUAUAAGAAACCCCUGCAAAUCAAGGUGUAAUGUGCGUGCUGGUCAUGGGUAGAUGAUGGACGUGGAGACCUCGUACUCUGAGUUCAUCACCUGCGAUCGCGCCGGUCGCAGGAACGCCGUGCCAGACAUAAAGGAGGAGGGAGCGAGCACGGGCACCAGUGAGCUGACCAAAGACAUGGCCCAGAUGAACCUGGAGUCGACCGCGGGGGAGGGCUCUGAGUCGUCACCGCCCCCAGAAGACGCCGGGUCCAGGAACCAGGAGGCAGAAGCAGGUGGGGGCCCCUCCUAAACCGGCCCCCAUUCGGGGAGGCCUGCCCAAGUUACCCCAUCCUCCCCCCCCCUCAAACACCUUCUUCCCUCCGGCACAGCGUGGGGGAAACACGCUACCACACACACACAGACUGGCGCUGAGACAGCCAGAUGUGCUGCUUUAUAUUAUCUGUUUCAGCAGAAACGGCACAGAGCUGAAAAACAGACUGCCUUUGACAGGAAAAGAGAGAGAAAUGUGAUAAACUCUCCUCAGCGGAUCCUGGUUUCCUGGUUUCAGUGCCCUGUCCGGGGGCUUUUUCUGCUUGGCGUCUGUGUUUUCCGAGUCGGCCAUUUUGGAUUCAGCGCUUAUGGGGGCUGUGUUCCUUCUGCAAGGCUACGGAGGUCAGAGGUCAGCCCGAACCUGAUUAAACACAAUCAAGCACAGGAAUACCAAAACAAAUGAAGUCCUAAUUUUGUAUAUACUCCGUAUAUAUACUUAUAUACUUCUGUUUGUUUUUAUGUCUGAUCUGGAUGCAGUUUUUUUUUUUUUUUUUGGGACCUGAUUUCUACUAUCAGAAAUGUUUGGUUGGCAGUUAAAUGUGAUGUAUGGGAUGGUAUUUAUUUUAUUUUUUUUCUUCUGAGAUGUUUGUGUUAGGAAUUUUGAAUAAGUAAUAAAAAUACAUAUAUAUGUGUGUCCAGAGAAAUGUGCA